This is a messenger RNA of Hordeum vulgare subsp. vulgare (domesticated barley), 816 nucleotides long. RefSeq lists its product as uncharacterized. Lineage: Eukaryota; Viridiplantae; Streptophyta; Magnoliopsida; Poales; Poaceae. The record is from RefSeq and is a predicted model, not a curated record. The transcript is spliced from 3 exons. Bases 1 to 816 code for a protein of 271 amino acids.
AUGGAUGCAACCACCGGCACCGAUCAAACCGGUAAAAGGUAUUGGCACAGGGUCGAGGACAACUAUUGUAGGAUCAAGCCGAAGAAUUGUGGGUUCCUCUCUCGCAGUUACCGGUCGCUUCAAGGCCGGUGGGAUUUGAUGAAGCCCGCUUGUGCUCGUUGGAGUGCGGCCAUGGACCAAGUGAGGGAUGCACCACCUAGUGGAACCGUGGAGAGUGACUAUGAGACAAUUGCCGGCAUGAGGUACAAGGAGAUGGCCGCUUCCAAGGGCAAGCCAUUCCCAUUUAAGCAUGCUUGGGCAAUUCUUCAAACCUUUGACAAGUGGAAGUUGAGGGAUCAAGAGACCGCACCCAAGAAGUCGGCAAUGCUUAGGAUGGAUGAUAGUGAAGAUGAGGAGAAGGAGAGGAACUUGGGCAAGCCCGAGGGAACCAAGAAGGGCAAGCAAAGGGUGAAGAUGGAAGGAGAGGCAUCAAGCCUAAGGGAGAAGAUGGAGCAAAUGAUGAAGGCAAGAGAGGAAUUGACUAGGAAGACAUUAGAGAACAAGAUUCUUAUCACCGAGAAGAAGAAAGAGGUCAAGCUUGCACAAGUUGAAGCAAAACGUGAAGAAGCAAAGCACAAGGCCGACAUGGAGGAGAGGAUGAUCAAGCUCGCCCUUCACGAGGACGGGGUGGUAGAACGGAUCGAGGGAGGAAAGAAACGGGCUCAGGAAAAUCGGUUCCUAGCUUCGUUCGUGGGUCUUCCUGCCCUCGCGAGGAGUCGUGGCUGUGCUCGGUUCGGUUCCCUGGGUGCGGCCGAGUCCAUCUCGUGGUUGAGUUGA